This is a messenger RNA of Cyclopterus lumpus (lumpfish), 1804 nucleotides long. Its product is annotated as fructose-bisphosphate aldolase A-like. Gene Ontology annotation, cellular component: cytosol. Gene Ontology annotation, biological process: fructose 1,6-bisphosphate metabolic process; glycolytic process. Gene Ontology annotation, molecular function: fructose-bisphosphate aldolase activity. The coding region runs from base 145 to 1236 and encodes 363 amino acids. Lineage: Eukaryota; Metazoa; Chordata; Actinopteri; Perciformes; Cyclopteridae. The transcript is spliced from 8 exons. The record is from RefSeq and is a predicted model, not a curated record.
UCUGAUUGGACAACCCAAGCUGAGGCCUCGCCCCUGUACUGUCUCCAUCUGUGGCCUUUUCUUUAACCACAGCAGCUUCCUGCUUAUCCCCGCUGAUUCUCAGUGACACCGUCCGACCGACUAUCUGUCUUCGUCCCAGUAACCAUGACUCAUGCGUAUCCCUUCCUGAGCACUGAGCAGAAGAAGGAGCUCAGUGGCAUCGCUCAGAGGAUUGUAGCUGCUGGAAAAGGCAUCCUGGCAGCCGAUGAAUCCACAGGCAGUGUGGCCAAGCGGUUCCAGAGCAUCAACGCCGAGAACACGGAGGAGAACAGGAGGCUUUACCGCCAGCUCCUCUUCACAGCCGACAGCCGGGUCGAACCCUGCAUCGGCAGUGUCAUCUUCUUCCACGAGACGCUCUAUCAGAAGACGGACAAUGGCAAGCUCUUCCCCCAGCUGGUCAAAGAGAAGGGCAUGGUGGUCGGCAUCAAGGUGGACAAGGGUGUGGUUCCCCUCGCCGGCACCAACGGAGAGACCACCACUCAAGGUCUGGAUGGGCUCUACGAGCGCUGCGCUCAGUACAAGAAGGACGGUGCCGACUUUGCCAAGUGGCGAUGUGUGUUAAAGAUCACCUCCACCACCCCGUCCCAGCUGGCCAUCAUGGAGAACGCCAACGUGCUGGCCCGCUACGCCAGCAUCUGCCAGAUGCACGGCAUCGUUCCAAUCGUGGAGCCUGAGAUUCUUCCAGACGGUGACCACGACCUGCAGCGCUGCCAGUAUGUGACUGAGAAGGUGUUGGCAGCUGUCUACAAGGCCCUGUCUGACCACCACGUCUAUCUGGAGGGCACGCUGCUCAAACCCAACAUGGUGACUGCCGGGCACUCCUGCCCUAACAAGUAUCGCCCCCAAGAGAUCGCCAUGGCCACCGUCAGCGCCCUGCGCCGCACUGUGCCCCCCGCGGUGCCAGGUGUGACCUUCCUGUCAGGCGGUCAGAGCGAGGAGGAGGCCACCAUCAACCUGAACGCCAUCAAUCAGUGUGCCCUGCACAGACCCUGGGCCCUCACCUUCUCCUUCGGCCGGGCCUUGCAGGCCUCUGCACUGAAGGCCUGGGGAGGCAAGAAGGAGAACGGCAAGGCCUGCCAGGAGGAGUACAUCAAGAGAGCCUUGAAUAAUAGCAAGGCAGCUCUGGGGAAGUAUGAGUCCUCUGGAGAGAAGGGAGCAGCUCAAGAGUCUCUGUUUGUGGCCGAUCACGCCUACUGAAGUCAGCCACCCACUCCACUCACGCCUUUCUACCACAUCUUCAGUCACACAGAUUAACCAACCAUUCAUUAUCAGUCCAUACAUGAAGAUAACCCAAUGAGUUCCCGGAUAGAAAACCAUUAGAAUACUACAAUACCCAUGAGCCCAGUACAGAUACUUUAGCCCUACCCUCCCUUUGAGGUGGACUUUGCCAGUGUUCUCCACCCUCACAGACUUGUAGGUUUGUUCCUUUCAAGUCUGAGUGUUUAAGGGCUCUCUAGACAUUAUCAUCAUCAUCCCUGCUUACCAGGGGGAAUGAAAUUCACUCAAUGGUAACUACAGAGAGGGAGGGUUUCAGGAUUUAGGUGGGGACCAGGACUAGGCCCUACUGUACUGCCUGACUUGGUGCGCUGUGUACUUAACCCCACAGAGAGGCAGAAGAGUUGCUCUGCAGAGUCGUCCUCAGUGACAUUGUGCCUUCAUUAACCAACUGAACUGCUGGAGGACACUUUGUAGAGGACGGUGUCAUGAAUAUACAGUAUUAGUGUAUACACUGGAAAGACAUUCAAAUAAAAUAUUCCAUAACGAA